Molecule: messenger RNA, 2270 nt
Organism: Lontra canadensis (Northern American river otter)
Lineage: Eukaryota; Metazoa; Chordata; Mammalia; Carnivora; Mustelidae
Product: breakpoint cluster region protein-like
Exons: 2
Coding region: 294-1367 (357 amino acids)
Biological process (GO): protein phosphorylation; signal transduction
Molecular function (GO): GTPase activator activity; protein serine/threonine kinase activity
Source: RefSeq, a predicted model, not a curated record
CAGACCGUGGGCUCUGCGCGUCCGGCCCAGGGCGGGCCCAGGGCCCCCGGACGCCCGCCUCCGCCGCGGGUGGCCGCUUACGUCAGGGAGGCGAAACCCAGAAGAAGGGGGAAAAAAAAAAAAGGCCCAAGGGCGGAAGGGGAAAAACUUUUAUUUUUUCUCCUAUUUUCUUCAGGGGCUGAAGUGAAGGGCAGGCGACUGCGCCAGCGCGGGCUUCCGGGAACAGCCCGGCGCGACCCCAGCCCGCUGCGCGCGGCGGAGCCGGGCCCGGGAGGCCCGAAGGGGCGGCCGCCAUGUGGGACCCUCAGGACUUCGAGCGCCACUGGCAGGCCGAGUUCCCCGGGGAGAAGGCCCCCGUCAUGCGGCUGGACUCGGUGCUGGACAUGGAGCGGGAGCUGGAGCGCUGCAAACUCAACCUGAAGCGGCUGCAACAGGUGUUGGCGGAGGAGAAGUUCAAAGUCUCCUACCUGCAGGCGGCCCUGGCCGCGGAGAAGCGGGACCUCUGCUGCGGGCGCUCGGAGGGCGGAGACGGCGACCGGCCGGGAGCUUGGGCGGAGGAGCCGGCGCCGGCCGGGCCGGAGCGGACGCCGCCACCGCGCGAGAAGCAGGGCGCCGCGGGCGGCGGCGGAGACCCCGCAGGCCCCUGGCGCGGGGACCCGGAGGCGGCCGAGAAGGCCGAGGCUCCUCCCUACGCGUGCCCGGACCUUCCCACCUGGCCCGGGCCGGCGGGGGCCGGGGGCGCGGUGCGCAGCCUGACUGCCGCCAUCCAAGGGCAGCUGGUGCAGCCUCGCCUCCUUUUCAGGUCCCAGGAGGACCACGCGCCCCCCGGCGACGAUGACACAGUCCCCAGCGCCCAGGGAGAGGAGCUGCCCUCCGGGACCCGCGCGGGGCGGGGCUCGGAGGAGGGCGAGCCGGACGCCUCGGUCGCGGAGGAUGGGGGCAACAGCAGUGACCACGACUUCGAGAUGGUGGAUUUGAACGAGAAAUUCGUCCUCGGCCACUUGCUCGUGGGCCCCUGCCGGCUCGGAGCCCGCGAUGAGGCCGAAAAGCCGGCGCGGGCGGGCAGCCCCCAUCGCUGGAUGCACCUGAUCCCCGGGGGCCGGCGGCAGCAGCGCCGGAGCCGCGACCUGGAGCAGCUGGAGGCGGAGGCCAAGGACGGGCGGAGCUCGCCCCUGGCGGCCGAGGAGCAUCCCCGGCGUGGGGCUCGCGAGCACCUCCCCCCGUGGCGGCGCAAGAGGUUCCUGCGGGUGCCGGAGCGGGACUCGCCCAGCCACAGCUCUCCAGAGAGGGGCAGUGACUGCAGCCGCAACAGCUCGGACCACGAGGACGGCUUCUCUGCAGGGAAGAGUCUGAAGAUUUCAUUCUAGUGCCAAGUUCCAGAUACCGAAUGGCAGCUACCCAAGUGGCCCAGGGCUGCUUCAGAGCUGGCUCCAAUCCCAUGUUCCGGGAGACCCAUAUCAAUCACCCCUUCAGGUAUGCCCCAUGCACUGCAUUUUCCCCAGGAAGUUAUUUUUAUUUCUGUUUGCUGUCUCUUCUCUCCCUAAGGGCAUUCUUGCACAAAGAUCAUCUUGAUGCAGAUUAGGAGUUAGCAUUCCCUCUGGCCUAACGAAUUUCAAAAAGGUGCCCGCUCUGGGUGGACCAAUGAUAAAAAGAUUCUGAUUUCUCUGGAUUAAAUACUCAGGCCCAGUCACGUGUCUGGCACUUGCUGGCUUUGCCUAGUGUGCUUGGGCUGAUAUUCUAGGCCGCACUCCAGGACCCCCUCUGCAGGUCAGGCUUGUGGAUGGAACCCCUGGACAGCUGUUUGUUGGGGCCCUGUCUCCAAAACCUCGCCUGUGAGGAAGUGACUGCAUGCAUGUACAUGCAUGCCUAUACACGUAUGCACAGUGCACGCAAUCCCAUAACGCGUACAUGUGCACACGGUCUAGGAGAAAGAGCUGUCAGGCAUACAUAGAGUCCCCAGGGUGGAUGGAUUAAGGGCAGGGGUUUUCACCUGGUGGGUGACAGCCCACUGAAAUUUGUGUAGGGGGGGGAAUGAAAGCAUGGAGAGGCUUUCCUCUCACUCUUGGCUAUCCCUGCUUUAUUUUCUCCUUAGCACUGACCAGAUUACUGCUUCAGAUAUUAUGAUUUUGCGUGUUGAUCUUAUUCACUCUCUUUCCAGUAAAUGCAAGGUCCAAAAGGGCAAGGAUUUUUAACUUUUUAUCCAAUGACAUAGCCACAAAGCCUAGAACAGUGUCUAACACAUAGUAGGUAUUUCAUAAAUAGUUGUUGAG